This is a messenger RNA of Prorocentrum cordatum, 267 nucleotides long. The record is from the annotation of a GenBank genome assembly. NCBI's taxonomy places the organism in Eukaryota, Dinophyceae, Prorocentrales, Prorocentraceae.
GGCAGUGCCGCUGCUUCGCCGCACCCCGCGCGCCGGCACGGGGACGCGCCGCGCUGGGAGCGGUGGCCGUGGCACCAGGUGCUGGCGCCCUGGGAUCCGGCCGACCAAGGAUACACGGCAGAAUACCUGUCGCUCAAGAAGGACGACUGGCUCAUGGUCUGCCCCGACCAGGAGGACGGCUGGGCCUUCGCCCACUCUCACAGGCUGGGCGUGCAGGGCUGGUUCCCCCCGACCUACAUCCGCGCCGAGCCAGCGGCCCCCUCCUGA